Molecule: messenger RNA, 888 nt
Organism: Aspergillus homomorphus CBS 101889
Lineage: Eukaryota; Fungi; Ascomycota; Eurotiomycetes; Eurotiales; Aspergillaceae
Product: putative C2H2 finger domain protein
Exons: 4
Coding region: 1-888 (295 amino acids)
Biological process (GO): regulation of transcription by RNA polymerase II
Cellular component (GO): transcription regulator complex; PcG protein complex
Molecular function (GO): DNA-binding transcription factor activity, RNA polymerase II-specific; RNA polymerase II cis-regulatory region sequence-specific DNA binding
Source: RefSeq, a predicted model, not a curated record
AUGGCACCCGGCAGUGGACGCGACUUUAACUGCUCUUGGCCAGAAUGCAAUAAGUCCUUCAACCGCAAGUCAGAUCUCUGCAGACACUACCGCAUCCACACCAACGAGCGACCUUACCAGUGCACCAUGCUCAACUGCAACAAGAGUUUCAUCCAGCGGAGUGCUCUGACAGUACAUGUACGGACACAUACUGGAGAAAAGCCGCAUUCCUGCGAUCAUGAAGGAUGCGGGAAAGCUUUUUCGGACUCAUCGAGUCUGGCUCGUCAUCGAAGAAUCCACACCGGAAAACGGCCCUAUAUCUGCCAAGAACCCACCUGCGAAAGGAGUUUCUGUCGUAAGACUACCUUGACCAAGCACCAAUUGAAAACGCAUCUCCAAGCCGCCAGCCGCACAUCGUCGGAGGAUCCUGUUUCUGACCAGGAGUAUCAUCCUCCAGUUCCCGUCUCCAUGCCGCAACACGAACAAUACAUUCUCCCACAGGGGCCCUUUAGCUUCACUGCUACGCUACCAACGCAUCACAACUACUACCCGCCGCAAAAUGUGCAGAUUACGUCGGUGCCCAUUCAUGAGCAGUCCCCGGUGGUAGCUCCCAGCGUGCCGGUCACGUUGUCGGCUGACAUUCCUCAUGUACAGCAACCAUACAUGCACUACGUCCAACAGCAACACCCCCACUCACAGCAACACCAUCACCACCAUCAGCAACGAUAUGACUACCCCCGACAGAGCUACAUACAACCGGAGUAUCAACAUCCCUAUAGCCAGGCCCCAGUCGUUGGGUCCACCCCUGUGAUGGGUACUUUCCAGCAGCAAGCGAAUUCUGAGUACAAGCCUGUUCGUAUUCUGAAUCAACCCGAAGGAACCGACUGGGGAUUUCUCGGCGUUGGCUAA